Molecule: messenger RNA, 1017 nt
Organism: Rotaria sp. Silwood1
Lineage: Eukaryota; Metazoa; Rotifera; Eurotatoria; Philodinida; Philodinidae
Source: the annotation of a GenBank genome assembly
AUGCUUUCCAAUGAAACGAAUCCAUUAUUAUGGCCAUGUCUUCGUUCAAUACGUUUUAUUACAUGGAGUGUUCCAUGUAAUUUAUGCCGUUUAGGUGGUUUAAUCAUUUUAACUAUAUCAAUUCUUUGUUUUAUAUUUAAUAUACGUGUUUUAUGUUUUCAACGAUGUCAAAAUAGUCUUGUUAUUUCAUUAUUCUUAGCAUCUCUUCUGGUUAUAACUAUAAGUGUUCCAGGUGUACUUGUCCAAUUAUUUACAUGUCAUCGUCAUUGUAUAAAUAUGUAUUGUCGUAUUGAAGGUUUCGUCUCCUAUUUAUCUGGUUGUUUAUGCAUGUUAAUUUUUACGAUAUUAUCAAUUCAUCGAUAUUUAUCUUUAUGUUCGUAUGAUCGUUUUUUAUCAUAUCGAUGUUCAACAUUGAUUUCUUGGUUUUUAAGUAUUGCAUUUACAUUUCCAUUAAUGUUUGGUUAUUUAAAUUCUUAUUUACCUGAAGGACUUGGUUUUCAUUGUAGCAUUAAUUGGAAAGAUAAAUCAAAUUUAGGUCGUUUAUAUAUACUUUCAUCGUUUGUUCUCAUGUAUCUAUUGCCAUUAGUUAUUCUUCUUUUUGUUAAUAUUCGAACUCAUUUACUUGUUCGAAAUAUUUAUUCAAAAAAUUGUUUAAAUUCAUCAUUUUCAAGAUAUGUCUAUCGAAGAUGUUCAAUAAGAUUAAAUCGACAAGGAAAUGAUUAUGAUAAAAUCUAUGUUCAUAAAUAUUGUGUACGGAAAGCUACGGAUCUAAAACGUUUUCGUAUGGAUUAUCGAUUUUUACGAGCUAUUGUAUUUCUUGUUAGUAGUUAUUUAAUUGCAUGGACACCUUAUUCAAUAAUUGCAGUUUUACAAUUAUUAGAUAUAAAAUUUAUUUUUCAACAUGCUUUUUUAAUAACACUAUGUGCUUUUAUUGCCAAAUUAUCAGUUAUUUUAACACCAUUUGUAUAUUUAAGUAUUAUGAAUUACAAAUUUUUAAAAAAAAUUUUAUUCAAAUAA